Molecule: messenger RNA, 1993 nt
Organism: Mobula hypostoma (lesser devil ray)
Lineage: Eukaryota; Metazoa; Chordata; Chondrichthyes; Myliobatiformes; Myliobatidae
Product: semaphorin-4D-like
Exons: 13
Coding region: 36-1544 (502 amino acids)
Biological process (GO): neural crest cell migration; axon guidance; semaphorin-plexin signaling pathway
Cellular component (GO): plasma membrane
Molecular function (GO): chemorepellent activity; semaphorin receptor binding
Source: RefSeq, a predicted model, not a curated record
CAGUACCCAACGUCAGCAGGAUUACCCGCGUCGCCAUGCCCAAAGCGAGCGGCCGUGACGGCGGAGUGCACCUCUUCCUGCCUUUAAUACUUGGAGCCUGCUUGUUCCCGGUGACGCACACCAUGGAAUUUGACAGUAUUCCCAGAAGGACAAUACGGAUAGAAGAUGUAUUUGACUACAAACGAUUCAGUCACAGCGUGUACAACUACACAACUUUCUGGCUUGAGGAGGAACAAGGGGUCCUUUAUGUUGGAGCAAGAGAGGCCAUCUUUGCUCUCAAUAUGAAGGACAUCAAUGACAAGUCCAUGAAAAUGAUACAAUGGGAAACUCCUUCUGAAAAACGAUUGAAUUGUCUAAAGAAGCGGGGACACAAAAAGGUGGACUGUUAUAACUACAUCCGUUUUCUGCAAAGAUUCAAUGAAACCCAUUUAUUCACCUGUGGCACCAAUUCAUUUAAUCCGCACUGCGCCUACAUUGAGAUUGAAAAAUUCACUUUAUCAGCUGUCCAUAGUGGGAAAGAAUUUUGCCCUUAUAACCCCACGGUUGGAUAUACAGGUGUCACCAUUGACAAUAAAAUCUACGUUGCCACACUCUAUGGGUUCCACAGCGGACGGGCGAACAUCAAACGGUUCCCUGAGACGCACUCAUUCCAGAUGGAAGAUUGGUUUUCCUACUCGCCCAACGACCUAGACUUCGUCGACUCUGUGUUGUUGAGGGAGAGUGACAACAGCUCUGUGGGCGACGACGAUAAGAUUUACUUCUUCUUCACGGAGAAGCUGGCGAGAGAGUACAAGUUUAAUGGAAAGCCAAUGGUCAGCUGGGUGGCCCGGAUCUGCAAGAGUGACAAGGGAGGAAUGAAAAUUUUGCAGAGGAAGUGGACAUCUUUUCUAAAGUCCCGACUUGUGUGUUCCAUCCCAGAGUACGACUUCUAUUAUAAUAACUUGAGGAGUAUCUACGUGUUGAACCAGGAGCACUGGCAGGACGCCGUGUUUUAUGGAGUGUUUGUAUCCCAGUGGCAAAACGUAGAAUCAUCCGCCGUCUGUCAGUACACCUCUGCAGACAUCCGGAAGGCAUUCGAAGGGCCGUACAAGGAAGAUCAGAGAUCUCCGCAGCGGUGGUCAAGAUACAGACACAGAGUUCUAGAGCCACGUCCAGGAUCGUGCAUCACAGAUGAAUUUCGGAAAGCUGGAUUCAGGACGUCACGUGACCUGCCGGACAACGUACUGAGCUUUGUGAAGAAGCAUCCACUGAUGGAUGAAGAGGUCAGACCUGUGGGAGGUCGCCCACUCUUCACGAAGAAGGAAGUGAACUACACAAAGAUCGUAGUGGAUACAGUCACAGCACUGGAUGGUAAACAGUACAACGUCAUGUUCAUUGGCACAGAUAAUGGCUGGAUCCACAAAGUGGUGAGCUCUGGAGCCAGCACGCACAUCGUUGAGGAGAUCCGGCUGUACGAGGAUCUACAGCCUGUGGAAAGCCUGGUAUUAGCCAGAGCCCAGAGCGAGUCUGAUUCAAGACAUUACGAACGGGAACAAAGGGUGUAAGAGCAAAGACCCAGUGGGUCACUUAAACUUCAAGGAACCGGUUGGUUAGUCAUCACUGAGACAGCCAGCGGGGUUACGAGGAGCCUGGUGCCCUGAUCAGGCAGUUUGAUGAUGAACCAACACGUCACAAUACAGGUAACUAUGACAACCUCACCACAAGGCAAAGCACCAUUCAAGAAUUGGAACUAAAAUAGAGACUAGAGUCAUCGGAACCAGAAGGCUUCAAAAUCAUAAUCAGGCUAAUAUACCAUGUCAAAAAUACAGACGGACCCAAAGUUAUGUGUUGUACCUCGUAUAAUAGAGAGAAUAUAUUUAGACUUGUGAGAGUGGAGCUCAUUAUUCCCAUUCCUUAUUGGAGUUUGUGUUUCAUGGUCACAUUCUGCAAUGUAGCCUAAGUAAUUCAUUAGUGAAUCUUUCUAUUGAUUAAUUACAUCUUUGCAUUAAAUUGU